CCAGUGACGUUCCAUUGCGGAAGUACUGCUUGGAAGCUUCAGCCAUGCACCGGAGAGGGGUGGGCGCGGGGGCGAUAGCCAAGAAGAAGCUGGCGGAGGCCAAGUACAAGGAGCGGGGAACUGUCUUGGCUGAGGAUCAGCUGGCUCAGAUGUCAAAGCAGCUGGAGAUGUUUAAAACCAAUCUGGAAGAGUUUGCCAGUAAACACAAGCAAGAGAUUCGUAAAAAUCCGCAAUUCAGGGUCCAGUUCCAAGACAUGUGUGCCACAAUUGGCGUGGACCCUUUAGCAUCUGGCAAGGGAUUCUGGUCGGAAAUGCUGGGCGUCGGAGACUUUUACUAUGAACUUGGUGUUCAGAUAGUUGAAGUUUGUUUAGCUCUGAAGCACCACAAUGGAGGUCUAAUAAUGUUGGCUGAGCUUCAUCAACAGGUUUUGAAGGGAAGAGGAAAGCUUGCUCAGGAUGUUAGUCAGGAUGAUGUCAUCAGAGCUAUCAAGAAACUAAAGGUCCUUGGCAGCGGGUUUGGCAUUAUCCCUGUGGGUGGCUCUUACCUGGUGCAGUCGGUUCCCGCAGAGCUUAACAUGGAUCACACGGUCGUACUGCAGCUGGCAGAGAAAAAAGGUUAUGUAACAGUUGGUGAAAUUAAAUCAAGCCUGAAUUGGGAGACAGAAAGAGCCAAACAUGUGUUGGAGCAUUUGCUGAAGGAAGGAUUGGCCUGGUUGGAUUUGCAAGCAACAGGGGAGGCAGAGUACUGGCUGCCAGCUCUCUACACUGAACUUUAUUCCCAACAAAUUACUCUCGACGAGACAAAGGGUAGUACUUCUUGACUCUUCAGAAGCAGGACGAAAUCAAUGCUACCUCAGACUGAUCUGUCAAACACAAUGCCUCUGAGGGAAAAAUGUAUUUUCUUCUGCCAGGUUACCAACUGUAAGGACUUGGAGAUAUAUUUUUGAUAUUUUUCUCUUUGGCUCUUCGUUAAGAUAAAGACACAAAACCAACAACCCCCCCCCCCCUUUUCUAGUGUAACCUCCUCCAUUCUUUAGUUCCAUGCACCUUUAAAGUGGUCCUCCAGCUUUUAUAAGUAAGUGAGGUGAGCCCCACAAGAGCCGAGGUUUCAUUUUCCGAUCCGCUCUAGCCAUGCAUUUGUACAUUCGCAGAAUCAUUGUACGUUCUGUUUGUUUUGCUCAAAUCUUCGGCAAGGAGCUCCCAAUGAAGUGAAUAUUGCAGAGUAAUUGUAGCUCUUAAUAAACAUGGUGAGUACCU
Messenger RNA from Spea bombifrons (plains spadefoot toad), 1257 nucleotides. RefSeq names its product SNF8 subunit of ESCRT-II (gene SNF8). The coding region runs from base 45 to 821 and encodes 258 amino acids. The transcript is spliced from 8 exons. The record is from RefSeq and is a predicted model, not a curated record. Gene Ontology annotation, biological process: protein transport to vacuole involved in ubiquitin-dependent protein catabolic process via the multivesicular body sorting pathway. Gene Ontology annotation, cellular component: ESCRT II complex. Lineage: Eukaryota; Metazoa; Chordata; Amphibia; Anura; Pelobatidae.